GCACAUUUUCAAAUUGUCAGGGGAACUGUUUGGCAGUACGAACACAUUGACAAUAUUAACAGUUCACAAGCAACCAUGUCGCGGAUAUUCAGUUUGUCUUUUGUUUGCUACGCUGUCAUUCUGUAUACAACAUGCACAGUAGAUGCGGCUGUUCAAUUUCGGAAUUGCAAAAUUUACUUCUCGAACGAGGAACUGCCGGAAUUAGAAAAUGGUGACAGAUAUUGUUUCGAAAGUAAACAAGUUUUGAUCUGUCGAGAGUCCUCUUGCCCACAGCUAUCCUGUGAUAACCCACAACCACCAUCACUGUUUAGUAACUGCGCCUUUUGCCCUGGUGAGUGUGUCCAUGAUGGCAAUGUGUACUCUGUUGGAGAACGAUUUACACACAUGGAUGGCAUAAACUUCUGCUCAUGUUCAGCUGGCAACAGGAUCGCAUGUACUAGAAUGGGAAGAACUAGCGAGCACUUUCUGUGUAUGUAGCUUUUACAAGUCGAUGGAUCUUUUGAAAAGACAAUGAGAAAUUGCUAUUUGUACUUGUAAAAACUUUGUUCUACAUUUUAUUCAAGGAUUUAUCCCCGCCGACAACUUUAAGGAUAUUGCCUUCCACGAUAAUUAGAACACGGAAAUGAUUAUAUUUUAUAGUCCUUAUAAGUAACUAAUAGUAUUUUCGUCCAUUGGAAAACAAUGAUGUUUUUGGAAUGGAGCGGGCAUCAAAUCAUGUGCGUAUAACAAUAUCUAUUUUUGAAUAAUAUUUUUCCUGGCGGACAAAUAAAUAAUGCCAACAUGGACUCCAA
Molecule: messenger RNA, 791 nt
Organism: Pecten maximus
Lineage: Eukaryota; Metazoa; Mollusca; Bivalvia; Pectinida; Pectinidae
Exons: 3
Coding region: 76-477 (133 amino acids)
Source: RefSeq, a predicted model, not a curated record